Messenger RNA from Camellia sinensis, 1566 nucleotides. The record is from RefSeq and is a predicted model, not a curated record. Lineage: Eukaryota; Viridiplantae; Streptophyta; Magnoliopsida; Ericales; Theaceae.
GCUCCAUCGAAGCUCCAGAUCGAACCGAUUUCGAAGCUCCAUCGAAGAUUCAGAGAUUCAGUGAUUUCCAUCGAAGAUUCAGAAUUUCGAAGCUCCAGAUCGAACCAAUUUCGAAGCUCCGUCGAAGAUUCAGUGAUUUCCAUCAAAGAUUCAGAUAUUCGAAGCUCCAUCGAAGCUCCAGAUCGAACCGAUUUCGAAGCUCCAGAUCUGAACUUUGACCCCUCGAUUACUCGCAUUUCAAGCUUAAAUCGACUGAUCUUUGGGAGGAUUAGAGGCGUUGGCUCAAGGCAAAUGUCUGAGAUUGAGUCUAGGAUUGAUCUUGAACAGGCUGCUAAUAUAGAAGCUGAAGGCUCUGGAAUUCCUGAUUGUGAAUACCAAUUGACAAAGCAUGAAGUUUCCUGUCUAGGGCAUGGAAAAUAUAGUGAAUGCAGCACCACUGAAUCAUCUGAUGAUAUUGAGAAACAAGAGCUUGAAGACGUCUCAGAUGAAGAUGAUACCUCCUAUUUUGACACAAUAGAGAAUUUUUCUGAAACAACUCUUAGUUGUGGGUCUGUUGCUGGAGUUACAGAUAACAUCAGUAAGUGUAUGGGACCUGAAAAGCAAUUUGAUGAUAGGAAAAAUUUGAAUGCUCAGAAGGAAGCUAUUAGCUCCACAUAUCCACAAAUUGAAAGGCGAAAGAAGCUUCCAGAUCCGGUUGAAAAGGAGAAAGGGGUCAGUCUUUGGUCCAUGAUCAAAGACAAUGUAGGAAAAGAUCUAACGCGAGUUUGUCUCCCUGUGUACUUCAAUGAGCCAAUAUCAUCUUUACAAAAGUGUUUUGAGGAUUUGGAGUAUUCUUAUCUGUUGGAUCGUGCAUAUGAGCAUGGAAAAGCGGGAAAUGGUCUCCUGCGAAAUGAUUGUGUAAUGAAUGAUCAGACUAGUCGUUUGGCCCAUCGCAGCCCCAUUAUGUACAGUUUCUGCUCGUGAGAAAUAAAAGUGAUGCUUGGCUCUGAAGCCUAUCCCACAACUCUCUGUCAUGGCUUGAAACAUGCUGCUAAGAGGUUCAUUCUUCACAUUAUGGCACAACUUAGAACACUUUUAGGACUAUGUUUGGAUUAAGGAUUUGAGAAUUGAUAUCCUUCCUAUUUUCUUUCCUUUUGCAUGUCAUUCCUCAAAUCUUUAAUCCAAACACCUCAGACAAUUUUCCCAGAAAAACAUCAUAUGUGAAUUGAAUUUAUUAUGUGUGAGUUACACUAUACAAAUUUAAAUCUAUGCUAUAUAUUAAAAUUUUACAAACUUUUUAAAAAUAAAAAUAUGAGUACAUAGCACUAGUUAAAAAAAAAAUAUUUCUGAAUCAUGUGCAUUCCACUAUGAUGAGAUCGUCCUCUUUUAAUUUGGACUUUGGUGGAUUGAACAUUCAAAUUAUCCAUAUUAUAUAUAAGGAAAAUUAUAUAAAUAGAAGUUGCUUUAGUAAAUUACCUAUUACAAUGAGAUGGUUGGAAAGCAACCCCAUUUUGGCAGAUUUCUUUCCAUGAAUUGGGAAUUGGGUGGCAUCCCCUCUUGAUGCUUUCUUAAUAUACUUCCGGGAAA